CCUCCUGCUCUGCUUUCACAAAAUAUUCUUGGAGUCACUCGUUAACCCAUCGAAUUGGUACACCUUUAACGACGCCGUAUAGAUCAUACGUAGCUAAAAGUUGAAAUUGCUUCCUACAGGAUGUAAGAUUGGGCGGGGUUGGCUAGAGACGGAAGAAAAUGCCGAAGAGAACAACCCACACGUACUCGAGCGAGGACGCCGCUCCAGAUGGCCCUGAUUCUGAUCUCUUCGUUUAUUAUUGCAAGCACUGCGGAUCUCACGUCCUCAUCACUGAUACCCAGUUGCAGAAAAUGCCCAAAAGGAAGACUGACAAAGCUUAUGUAUUGGACAAGAGCAAGCAUCUUGCAAGAUUGAACAUCAAUGAUGCCGGAAAAGUUCUUUUAAAACGUGGUGAAGGGAAAUUGGAGAAGCAAUUUCGGAUGAACUGUAUAGGUUGUGGGCUGUUUGUUUGCUAUCGUUCAGAGGAAGAUUUGGAAGUGGCUUCUUUCAUUUAUGUUGUUGAUGGUGCUCUUAGUACAGUGGCUGCUGAAACCAACCCACAGGAUGCUCCUGUGCCUCCCUGCAUAUCACAGUUAGAAGGAGGGCUUGUUCAAGUGGCCAUUGAGGUCGAAGACCGUGCACAACGCUCAGCAAUUACAAGAGUAAAUGCUGAUGAUGUUAGAGUUACUGUAGCUGCACCUGCUGCUCGCGGUGAAGCUAACAAUGAACUUUUAGAAUUCAUGGGAAAGGUUUUGGGUCUAAGACUGAGCCAGAUGACUCUUCAGAGAGGAUGGAAUAACAAAUCAAAGCUCCUUGUGGUGGAGGAUAUGUCAGCAAGACAGGUGUAUGAAAAACUACUUGAAGCUGUACAGCCCUGAAGGAGCUUCAUUGCUGCAUCUUAAUUUUUGCAAGAUUUUCUUGAUGAUCCUUAUUGUUUGUAUUAGCAGUGAUGGGACAUUUAACUGUAUUUGUUGAUUAAUGUUAUAAGUAUCUAGUAUCUAUUGUAGUUGCUAUCCA
Molecule: messenger RNA, 996 nt
Organism: Pistacia vera
Lineage: Eukaryota; Viridiplantae; Streptophyta; Magnoliopsida; Sapindales; Anacardiaceae
Product: UPF0235 protein At5g63440
Exons: 7
Coding region: 159-857 (232 amino acids)
Source: RefSeq, a predicted model, not a curated record